Messenger RNA from Mycena citricolor, 942 nucleotides. Lineage: Eukaryota; Fungi; Basidiomycota; Agaricomycetes; Agaricales; Mycenaceae. The record is from the annotation of a GenBank genome assembly.
AUGAUUCGACAUCCAAAGAACAAAGGCAAACUAAGCCUCAAGAUCGAGCAACCUCCGCUGACCGCUUUCCCUCUGCUCAACGCGGCGCAUCAUAAUCCGCACGACAUCGAUGCAUUGCUCCUUCCCGAGCUUCUCGACACUAAUCUCGCCCCUGCGCUCGGUUUCAUGAUCCACGACGUCGUUACGCAAUCCGUUACCCCACCGCUGUACUGGGGCGGGGAUCCGGUGGUCCCAAUGACAGCGUACAUCAAUUGUGCGGUCCAUGCCACGAUGAUUGGACGCACAUUCAGCCUGCUCUCGUCAUCGACACCGUCAGCGGACGGCAAAACCGAGGACGAGAUCCUCGCUGCCGCGUCGGAGCUCCCGCCCGAGCUCAAGCUCCUGAUCCAUGCUGAGUUCAUGACAUAUCAGCGACAGCGGCGACGGCUCUGGCAACAUGCUGUUUCCCCGGUUUUCGUCAAAGCUUUGUUGAGUGGCAGAGAAGCCGAGCCUGGAUCGCUCUUUGCGGCGGCCAUCAUCGUCCUCGGCUGCUGGCAUACCAUCGUGAGUGCCAGCCCGCCUGUCAAGGGGAGGGGGAAAGACUUUGUGUGGUACGACGGCACGUUCAACGACGUCAGCUGGGGGCCACAUGAUCUUGAGCGAGCAUUGCACCAGACCUCCCAUCUGCCGACGAACAACUGGGAUGUCGCGGCCUUGAAAGCGAACGAACGCAAUUGGGGUAGCCUACCUCCCGAGUAUGUUCCAUUGGAAUGCAUCAAGGUGCUCGAUCGGGCACGCCUACAUGCUAACACCGGAGGUCCAGAUUUGACCAGCGCCGAAAUUAUUGACUUGGUGUUCCAGGUGUUAGACCACUCGAAGAGUCCUCAGGAUCAUUCACAAUGGGUCGUCAAGGCCACUGAGAGUUGGAAAGACAAAGUCAAAAACAGUUGGCAGACACCAUGA